AUGGACACAAAUUAUUCUAUUAUCAUUACAAAUUAUGAUGAUUAUUCAAAUGUUCCUUAUGAAAAAAUAUUCAAUCCACAAACUUCUAUAUAAAAAGUAUUAGAAGAAUUUUAGCUUGAUGAUGCAUAUAUAAUCAAUCAUGAAAAAAAAAUUAUCUAACCUCAAACUAAAUUGUCAGAAUUGAAAUAAACAGAAGAAAAUAAAAUUUUAUUCUAAAAAUAAAGCAAUAAUGAGGAAGUUUUAAAAGAUUGUGUUAGAAUAAAAUACUAUACAAAAGAAUAAGAAUCCAAUUAAUGUCAAAUAAUAUGGGAAAUUUAACAAUCUCUAUAUCCACCAAUAGUUUAUUUCUCUUUAUAAAAAGGAUUCAGAUGCAUUAUUCAUAAAAAUAAAAAGAUUUAAAAUUGUGAUUUACUUUUUUAGAAUCUAAAAAAUAAUGAGAAUGAAAAUGAAGUACUUGAAUUUAGUGUUUUAAAUAAUGAUUUACAGGAAGAUGAAAUUUUAGUAAUCAUAUUCUCUAAUUAAAUGAGAAAUUAGGUAGGUUCUUAUCAAUGGAAAUUUAAUCGGAAUAUAAUUAUUAAUCACUAAAAUCAAUAGAAUUAAAUAUUUGAAAUCGAAGAAUAAAUCUUAUAUUUUGGAGUUGAAAAAAGAUCAGCUACUGUUAAAAGUAUUCUUGAUAAAUUAAAUAAAUAAAAUCAAAUAGCUUUUUAAAGUGGAAAAGGUUCAUUGGAUCCCUAAUAGACUUUAAAUCAUUAUUUCAAAACAGAAUUGUAGUGUAAAUUAUUAAUUAUCGAAAAUAUUUAUCAACCCUUAAUAAUAUAAUAAUAAGAUAUGAUGAUUGUAGUUAAUAUCAUUUAAAAUGGUUAAUUAUUGAUGAGAAAAUAGUUUGAUUAAUCAACAAAAAAAGAUUAAAUUGAAAAUAGUUUAUUAAAUGAAAAGAAAAUUAAAGGUUUAGGAUUAAUUGAUUUCUAUUUUGAUGAUAAUUUGAUUAGUGAUUAUGACAGUCUAGGUGAUUUAAUUUUUGAUAAUAAAAAAGAAAUAAAUUUAGAAAUAUUUGAUAGAUAUACAGAUCUAGAUUAAAUGGAAGAUUUUGUAUUGAAUACAUUAAAUGAAAUUAGAGAAGCUAAAAAAAAGUAAUAAAAAAAUGAAUAAGGUUCUGUUAAUCUAAUAUACAAGAAGAUUAUCUAACCUGAAAGGAUUGUAAAUAGAAUUUGUAAAAUAAUUGAAAAAUAAAAGUACAAUAAUAAACAACAAGAUUCAUUAUUAGUAGUUCUGAAUGGUUGUGAACAAAGUAACUUAAUAAAAUGA
Messenger RNA from Paramecium sonneborni, 1305 nucleotides. Lineage: Eukaryota; Ciliophora; Oligohymenophorea; Peniculida; Parameciidae. The record is from the annotation of a GenBank genome assembly.